GCCACCCCACGCCCGCCUCUCCACUCUUCCACCGGACACGCUCCCUGAUACCCGUCGCCAACAUGCUGUCGACAACACGGUACGGAGCCUCAAUGGCUCUGCGAGCCAAGCCCACAACAGCUCUGUUGCCAUUCCGCGCCGGAAGCACUGCCUUCCUUUCCUCGAGCUCCUCCAACAAUGCGACGACAAUGAAGAGCCCCGCCACCAUUGUGGGCAACCCUGGAACACCGCCCCCGAUGAAGCAGGCGCGCCGCGAAGUGCCAUUGCCCAGCCAGGAGGGAAAGAAGGGUGCCAUGCAAUAUGCGCUGACCACUCUCGACCAAGUCGCCAACUGGGCACGUCAGAGCUCCCUCUGGCCCAUGACCUUCGGUCUCGCCUGCUGCGCCGUUGAAAUGAUGCACUUGUCCACCCCACGAUACGACCAGGAUCGCCUCGGUAUCAUUUUCCGUGCCUCGCCACGUCAGUCCGAUGUCAUGAUUGUUGCCGGAACUCUCACAAACAAGAUGGCUCCGGCUCUGCGACAGGUGUACGAUCAGAUGCCCGACCCUCGAUGGGUCAUUUCCAUGGGUAGCUGCGCGAACGGAGGAGGAUACUACCACUACAGCUACUCGGUCACAAGAGGAUGCGACAGGAUUGUGCCGGUCGAUAUCUACGUGCCUGGAUGCCCGCCAACCGCCGAGGCGCUCAUGUACGGCAUUUUCCAGCUGCAGAAGAAGAUGAGGCAUACCAAGAUCACAAGGAUGUGGUACAGGAAGUAGAGUGGUUACGUGCUUGAAGAGGGGAUCAGGAAGUCAUUUGCAUGCGGGCCGGAGCCCACAUUUUCUUUUGUCUGUACAAAUCAAAUCCAGUACAACACAUUGCACAUUGCAGUCCUUGCUAACCUGGUGCCAAUUGUGUCUAGACCUCUAAAUGCACUCUAUAUGCC
Messenger RNA from Macroventuria anomochaeta, 925 nucleotides. RefSeq names its product NADH-quinone oxidoreductase. The transcript is spliced from 3 exons. Gene Ontology annotation, molecular function: quinone binding; 4 iron, 4 sulfur cluster binding; NADH dehydrogenase (ubiquinone) activity. Gene Ontology annotation, biological process: aerobic respiration; mitochondrial respiratory chain complex I assembly; electron transport coupled proton transport. The record is from RefSeq and is a predicted model, not a curated record. NCBI's taxonomy places the organism in Eukaryota, Fungi, Ascomycota, Dothideomycetes, Pleosporales, Didymellaceae. The coding region runs from base 63 to 758 and encodes 231 amino acids.